Molecule: messenger RNA, 1708 nt
Organism: Schistocerca nitens (vagrant locust)
Lineage: Eukaryota; Metazoa; Arthropoda; Insecta; Orthoptera; Acrididae
Gene: Pex12
Product: peroxisome assembly protein 12
Exons: 6
Coding region: 125-1111 (328 amino acids)
Biological process (GO): protein monoubiquitination; protein import into peroxisome matrix
Cellular component (GO): peroxisomal importomer complex; peroxisomal membrane
Molecular function (GO): ubiquitin-protein transferase activity; protein binding; zinc ion binding
Source: RefSeq, a predicted model, not a curated record
CAACGUAACGUAGUCUGCAAUCUGCGUGUACAGGAGAGAGAGAGAGAGAGAGAGAGAGAGAGAUUUGAAGUGUUUGUGAGAAUAUAUUUACAAUUUAUCGGUACGCAGAUAAUGCUUGAAAGAAAUGGCAGAAAAAGGAGCUCAUUUGACGUCGAGUGUUUUAACGAGACCGUCAAUAUUUGAAUUAAUAGCCCAGGAGUCCCUCGCUAAGACAGUUCAUCCCGCUGUCAAAAAGUUAUGCGAGGUGCUAGCAGAAUCGAACCCCGGAAAAUACGGUUUCUUGGUCAGAUGGUUCGAAGAACUAUACCUCGUAGCUGAGUUUCUCCUUCAGCGACAAUAUUUACGCACCAAAGGCAGUUCAUUUUCAGAAGCAUUUUAUGGCCUGCAAAGGUCAGUGAGCCAUUCCACUGAUUCAAAGCUACCAAGGAGGAAACUACAGCUAUCAUUAAUCUGCCUCUCUGUGCUUCCUUAUCUAAGAAGAAAGCUCGAAAAUCUUGCUGUAAAAUAUAAACUUGAAGAGGCAGAUGGCAUACCAGAAAAAAAGAACUAUCCUAAAGGGACUCGAUCUUUUGUGAUAACACUGCACAGCAUAUUUCAUGCUGUUUGGGAAAGUUUGGUGCUCAUGCAGUAUUUUAUGUACAUGAGUGGUAAAUCUUUGUAUCACUCUCCUCUACUUCGCAUCAUAGGCAUUUCACUCAUUUACACUGAUCAGGAAUCUGAAGGCAUUCCGUGGAGCUCUCUUAAGAACUGUGUCAUCUCCCGUGAUUUCAGGUCUCUGCCAGGAGUCACAUUCCAACUGCUCAGUGGUGUGCUGAGUAACAGCUUUGAAAUAUUCGCAUUUUUCCUCCAGUUUCUUCAAGUCUGGUAUUCUGAACACAGGCAGGCGAGUGUUACAGCUCUACCCAUUCCUUCCACCCCACAGGAUCUAGGUGUAAAUGAUUACAAAAAUAUUUGUCCUCUCUGCUUGCAGAAAAGGAAAAUACCAACUGUUUUGCCUGUUUCUGGGUACAUUUUCUGUUAUCGCUGCAUUGCUGAGUAUGUUCGAGAAAAUCAUUCGUGUCCUAUAACUCAUUACCCUGCAUCAGAUGAGGAUUUUGUCAGAAUAUAUUGAUACAGUCAGUAAGUUGAUAUAAAAGGUCAUGCCACUGGAGAAUACAGAAAAUAGUAGAUAUUCUUUGCAGAAGUAUGUAUCAUCUGAAAAGGGAAUAAGUUUGUAAUUUCAUGAUGUAAGCAGAAAUGUGUUUUAGACUUUACAUUCAACAACCACUUUUGAACCAACGGCAAUUUAUUUCUCCCUUGUAACUAUCUUACUCUAGGUGAGGAGAAGGCAACAGUAAGGCUUUAAAUCUAUAAUUUGUUCUCCAGUGUUUAUAUUUGCUAAUAGUCUAUUGCAAUAGCAGAACAGUUCUGACCAAUUAAAAUUAUAGUAGUUGGAGGAGUGUAAACUAAAAGCGAAUUGUGUGUUAAUUGUAAAUAUAUGUAAUUAGAUACAUAUUACAUGUUAAUGGUGGGUUACAUAAACUACCAUAAUUGAGUUACACAAAAUUUCUUAUAAAUAAUUGGUGUAACACUUCAGGUGAUAUGGUCUGUCACAGAUGUAAACAAAUCAAAACUGUAAGUUGUGCCUUAGAAAUUAAAUGUUAUUCUUGCACAAUACAUAUCAUAGUUUACAUCAUUCUCAAUAGUCCUGGGGUUUAGCCUACUCUGU